UGUAGCAGGUAGGCAGGAGGACUAGCAGAGUAGAGCGCGGUAUAGACGCCUAUAAAAGCUCACUGGCAUUCGGGUGCUAACGUCACACGCUGGUGGUACAUUCUGCUGAAAACAAGGUCCACUUGGCGGUGAAAUAAUCACUAAAUCAUUACAUUCAUUGAUAUCAGUGUUUUUCAUUUAUUUUCUUCUUAACGUGUCUAUGACAGUUAUUUGAAAAUAAGUACGACAGACUAAAAUUAAACGUCUGGAAAUCGGUAUCCAAAAGAAUCUUAGUACCGGUAGUUUUUUUUUUUGAAAUAUAUAUUCAAAAGUCUAGAGUAAUUAAUUGAAGGGUGGUAUUAUUUUGGCAAUAUUGUGUUAAGUAAAUCAAAGUAUCCUUGAUCAUCAGAAAGAUAGUCUGGUGAUAUAAAAAAAAAAAAAAGAAUCUUGGGUUGUAUUUUGACUUACUUGGGUGAAAGAAGUCGGAAGGAAAAUUUAAAAACGUGACAAAAUCUCUCCUGUCUGAUUCCUUCUCAUUUUCCUUCAGUGAUUAUUUUUCUUCUGGGUCAACAGCUGCAAUAGUUGGAGUUUUGUAAUUCACAAGUCAACUUAUUCCGUCAUACAGCUUGAGAUAAUUGACUAAAACGAUGUUUUUCGUUAGUUUAUUGGUACUAACAAUAUUUAUAAGUUCUUCGAAAUCAACACCUCUAUCUUAUAUGACAUAUCAACGAAGGAAUGACAUCGCUGAUUUGAAUGGGGAAAUGUAUAAUACAUAUGUACCUUAUGUUGUUGAUGAUAGAAGAUCAGCAUCAGCUAAUGAAGUUUACUGGCCACAAUCAUCAGAGGAUGAUACUUUGAAAAUCAACAAUUCUAUCAAUGGCGUAGAUCGAGUGAAAAAACUCCACUCACUGUCAGUAUCUAAUUCUCUGGAUGUAUUGAGGGAACGUGUUCUUCUGGAAUUGGCGCGCCAAAAAGCUCUUCAGGAUCAACAGCAAAUUAAUGCUAAUCGCCGUUUCCUGAAUAAUAUUGGGAAACGUUCCAAUGUGCACCCAAAAUUAAAUCUAAUGCUUGACACAAAAAAAAAUCGUAUUUUAGAUUACACUUUGACGGAUAAUCUAGAGCAGAAUAAUUUCCCCAUUAAAAAUUUAUUGAAACGAAACUCAUACUGGGUAAAUAAAAAUGAACUUGGAGAUCAAUAUGAUGAAGGUGAUGAUUUACAAGAGGCAGAAAUGAGGCGAAUUAAUUUAUUGUAACGGGAAGAAUGCCAUUGGAUACCGAGUACAAUUUUGUCUUUUUCUCUGUAAUUAUAUUUAUAAUUCAUUCAACGUAUUGGAUUUGUCAUGCACAUAUUUUAAUAAUUAAUUAAGCCAUUUGGAAAAAGAAAUUUUUUUUUUUUUGGUAAUAAUUGCUAUUCAAGAAAAUUUUUAGUGAUCUCAUAUUCUUAUCUAUUAUCUAUUAAUA
Messenger RNA from Chelonus insularis, 1440 nucleotides. RefSeq names its product diuretic hormone 44 (gene Dh44). Gene Ontology annotation, cellular component: extracellular region. Gene Ontology annotation, molecular function: hormone activity. Bases 627 to 1232 code for a protein of 201 amino acids. Lineage: Eukaryota; Metazoa; Arthropoda; Insecta; Hymenoptera; Braconidae. The record is from RefSeq and is a predicted model, not a curated record. The transcript is spliced from 4 exons.